Molecule: messenger RNA, 134 nt
Organism: Dentiscutata heterogama
Lineage: Eukaryota; Fungi; Glomeromycota; Glomeromycetes; Diversisporales; Gigasporaceae
Source: the annotation of a GenBank genome assembly
GCAUUCACUUGCUACUUUAUCGAAUAAUAGUGGAAUAAAGUUAACCACUAUUCAAAAAGUAUUGGGACACAGUGAUAUUAACACUACCUCCAACUAUAUUCACAAUUCCUAUGAAGAAAUAUUUAAAGAUUAUA